AUGUCGUUUAUAAGCGCGACCUCGUCGUUCAAUCUGCACCUGCAGCCGCGCAAGCAGCAGGAAUCUGAGGCUAGCACUCCUCAGAGCACGCCGCAGUUCAGCACGAGGGCGAGCAAUAUCACCUACAAAGGUGACAGCUGCCCUAUUAUUUAUGUGACGCACAAGAUACUGCGCAUCCUCACUCAGCACAACCGCGCGCUGCACACCUUGGAGGUGGAGAAGGCCCUGCGCAGCCUGGGGUUUAUGGGCGUCGACAUAUGCACCAACAAGGAGCUCUUCGAGUCACUGCAGAAGGUCAAACGAAUCGAAUUCGACGUCGCCAGGAAGCGGCUGCUCUACAAGAACCCUUUCGAAUCGGUCACCAGCCCAGAUACGCUCCUUGAGUACAUCAACAAGAAUUGCGCCAUCAAGGGGAUGCGUAUAAACGAGGAGCUGAUGAACACCAGCCCUAACAUGGUGGAGUGGCUAGACGAGAUACUGAAGCAACGUAAAGUGCGAGCUAUUCGUUGUACAUCGUCAAACCUAAAAGGGAAGCGCAAAUGCCGCUACGCAGCCACACCUAACCAGUGCACCAUUUACAGCUCCUCGAAGUGCAACGAGUGCAUCAACAACGUUCGAGAUAUACUGCUGUUCCCACUUGGCAAGGAGAGCUGCGAGCAGGACCGCUUCAAGCUCGACCAUGAUAUAAAAACCCUAUGGGACUCAGUCACCAUGCCUCCUGUCGACCAGCUGCUAAAGGACUACAACGUCAGCCAGGUGGAGUACACCUACGUCGCGCCGCAGAGCUCGCGGAGGCGACGCGGAGAACGCAAACAGGGCAAGAACGCCGGUGUUAAGAUGCGCCGCAUCUACAACACCCACCUGUUCACCGCACAGGAGCUGUCGGCGGGAAUCUCCAACACGACACAGAAAUAA
Molecule: messenger RNA, 915 nt
Organism: Babesia bigemina
Lineage: Eukaryota; Apicomplexa; Aconoidasida; Piroplasmida; Babesiidae
Exons: 4
Coding region: 1-915 (304 amino acids)
Biological process (GO): transcription initiation at RNA polymerase II promoter
Cellular component (GO): transcription factor TFIIE complex
Source: RefSeq, a predicted model, not a curated record